AUGGAUAAUCAUCCCGAGAAGAGUAGAAAUAUUGAAGAUUUAAGAAGCGUAUUCACUGAAAAAAACACCAACCCAAUUGAUUCUAAUGAUGGAGACUUUGAUUUACUGAAUAAUUUAACCUCUCUGCUAUCUCACUCAUCUCUAAAAAGAGAAGAAAUUAUUAGAAAAGAAUUACAUUUGCUAUUGGAAGAAAAUAGUAAAUUCAUGAAAGAGUUGAUGAAAAUUUAUUCUGUUUGUUCUAUGACUUUAUCCUUGGAUGAAUUUAUAGAAAAUGUUUUGGAAAAGCUUUAUGACAACGGACUUGAAAGGGAGAAAUUGAGAUUAAAACAACUCAAUAGACUACAAAUCCAAAGUCUAAACAGACAAAUUGACACUCCACGCCCAACCACUCUUGAAAUAUCUAAUAACUCUUCACAAUCAUUUUCUUAUAAUAUGGAGAGAAAGUAUGAGUUCUCUAAACAAGUGAUGAAAGUUUUUGAUUCUAAUGAAAGAAAAAUAUUUAAUGAUAACCCUAUGGGUUUACAUUAUUUGGAUCCUUCCAUUGAGCCAUAUCAUCCUUUGUCAUUUAACAACAUUAUAUUUAAUAAUGAUAAAACUAAGAAGAAAGCAGAUUCAAAUCAAUCAGAAAUACCAUUGAUUCCAAAGAAGAGAAGAACCAAUAGAAGAAGAAAAUCCUAA
Molecule: messenger RNA, 678 nt
Organism: Naegleria gruberi
Lineage: Eukaryota; Heterolobosea; Eutetramitea; Acrasida; Naegleriidae
Exons: 1
Coding region: 1-678 (225 amino acids)
Source: RefSeq, a predicted model, not a curated record